AUGGUGGCUGUAACAAUCAGAGAUGAAAAUUAUGAUAUUGUUUUUUUUUUCUAUCUCCCACCUAAUUCCCCUUUCUCUCCUUCUGUUUGUUUCACCCUCUCUUUUCUUAUCUCCUUUCUAACCCUUUUUUAUGCUUACUUCAUUGAAAAUUCUCUUUCUCUUAGCUUGAACUCUUUAUCUCUUUCUUAUACUUUCUCUUUACACUGUCUCUUUCACUCUCUCUUAACUUGUGUUUUUUUUGAAUACGUCUUCUUGCUGUUUCUUUCUAUCUUACCCACAUACACUUUCUUUCAGUCUUUCUUCACAUUCAAUCUCUCUACUUUUCAUCUCUGUCUUUUUCAUUCCCAUUUUGAUUUGUUUUUCUCUUUCUUGCUUUGGUCUGCUUCCUUUCACUCUCUUAUUUUCUUUCUCAAAUUUUUCUAUUCUCUAUCUCUUAUCUUCCUUCUAUAUAUCUAUUUGCCUAUCAGUUUCUUUCAUAGCUCUCUUACACAUUUUAUUUCUCACUUUGGUCUUUUCUCUCUAUCUCUCUCUUACGUCUAUUCUGUAUGUCUUUCUCUUUGUCAUUUCUCUCUUGCUACUUUUUUUAUUCUCAUAGUCCACUUUCUCUCUCUAAUCUCUCCCUCUUUCUUUUCUUUAAUCUUUCUGUAUUCAUUUAUGUAUUCUAAUCUCUCUCAUCUGUUUCUUGCACAUUUUCUCUCUUGUUAUGGUCCUCUCUUUCUAACCUCUCCUCUUUUUGGCUCAUGUAUCUCUCUCUUUUUUUCCUUCUCCACUCUCCUUGUACUCAUCUCUAUUUCUUUUUCAUCAGCUUCCCCCACUCUCUCAUUCUCAUCAUGCCUCUCUAUUUUUAUUUCUGUUCAACAUUUGCUUUUCUCUAUCUUUCUAUUGGUUGCCUUUCAUUUGAUUACAUUCUUUAACUCUCCCAUUUCUCUCUUUUUCUCUCUCUCCCCUUCUGCCUCUCUAUUGCAUCCUUGGUCACUCACUAAUUCACAAUAUCUUCUCAUGGCUUCUUACACUUUUACCAAAUUCUUUUCUCAGAAGUCUAGAUACCAAAGACUCACCAGUUAUUCCUUUUUUUUCUUCUUUUUCACAACUAUCUUUGAGAUUAGCUGCAUGGGCCUUGGUGUAAAGCAAUCAGUGUCCAUACUCCCAACCUCACAUCAUUUAUCCACUCUUGUGUCAUUUCUAUUCCUCAUCUGGGCUCUCCUUCCUGGUGUCAUCCUCUUCCUCCCAAUCCUUCUUACUCUUCUUUAUGACAGCAUCCAUAUUCUUGUGUUCAUACACUAA
Acanthosepion pharaonis is the source of this 1284-nucleotide messenger RNA. The record is from the annotation of a GenBank genome assembly. Lineage: Eukaryota; Metazoa; Mollusca; Cephalopoda; Sepiida; Sepiidae.